Molecule: messenger RNA, 2415 nt
Organism: Gekko japonicus
Lineage: Eukaryota; Metazoa; Chordata; Lepidosauria; Squamata; Gekkonidae
Gene: ACAP2
Product: ArfGAP with coiled-coil, ankyrin repeat and PH domains 2
Exons: 22
Coding region: 1-2340 (779 amino acids)
Cellular component (GO): endosome membrane; cytoplasm
Molecular function (GO): protein binding; GTPase activator activity
Source: RefSeq, a predicted model, not a curated record
AUGGGAAGCACAGUUACCUUCGACGGCUCCGCCUUGCCAACCAGCAUUAUCUCUGUCUUGGCUGCUCUGGAAGAGGUAGAAGGAGAUGUGACUGAGCUUGAACUGAAGCUGGAGAAGCUGGUGAAGCUCUGCAUUGCAAUGAUUGACACGGGGAAAGCCUUCUGCGUGGCCAACAGGCAGUUCAUGCAUGGCAUCCGAGACCUGGCCCACUACUCCAGCCGGGAUGCUCUAGUGGAGACCAGCCUGACCAAGUUCUCGGACAGCCUUCAAGAGAUGGUUGAUUGUCACAUGAUCCUGUUUGACCAAACGCAAAGAUCAAUAAAAACACAGCUUCAGACUUUUGUUAAAGAAGACAUCAGGAAACUGAAAGAUGCAAAGAAGCAGUUUGAGAAGGUCAGCGAGGAGAAGGAGACCGCGCUGGCCAAGAACGCGCAGGUGCCGAGAAACAAGCAGCACGAAGUGGAGGAGGCCACCCACAUUCUGACCGCCACUCGGAAGUGCUUCCGCCACAUCGCCCUUGACUACGUUCUUCAGAUCAAUGUUCUUCAAUCAAAGAGGAGAUCUGAGAUCCUAAAAUCAAUGUUGUCCUUCAUGUACGCCCACCUGGCCUUCUUCCAUCAAGGCUAUGACCUCUUUAGUGAGCUGGGACCCUACAUGAAAGACCUGGGAGGCCAGCUGGACGGGCUGGCAGUGGAUGCUGCGCGGGAGAAGAGGGAGAUGGAGCAAAAACACUCCACCAUUCAGCAAAAGGAUUUCUCCAGUGAUGAGACGAAGCUGGAGUACAACGUGGAUGCGGCCAACGGCAUCGUCAUGGAGGGGUACCUUUUCAAGCGGGCCAGCAACGCCUUCAAGACGUGGAAUAGGCGCUGGUUCUCCAUACAGAACAACCAGCUGGUGUACCAGAAGAAGUUCAAGGAUAGUCCCACCGUGGUGGUUGAAGACCUGCGGCUGUGCACGGUCAAGCCCUGCGAGGACAUCGAGAGGCGCUUCUGUUUUGAAGUGGUCUCCCCAACCAAAAGCUGCAUCCUGCAGGCCGAUUCGGAGAAGCUGCGGCAGGCAUGGAUUCAGGCCGUGCAAGCCAGCAUCGCCACUGCCUACCGGGAGAAGGGGGAUGAGUCCGAGGUGGAGCGGAAGCCGGCCCCCUCAUCGGCAGGGAGCCCUGACUUUGGUGGCGAGUGCAGGGAGAAGGCGCUGAAAGGCGAGAGCUCCUUCCAGAGGGUCCAGGGCAUUGCCGGCAAUGCGGUGUGCUGUGACUGCGGCCUGGCAGACCCGCGGUGGGCCAGCAUCAACCUGGGCAUCACCCUGUGCAUCGAGUGCUCGGGCAUUCAUAGGAACCUCGUUAGGCCCGGCUCUUUUGGAAACCCUCCACCGUUUGCCUUGCAGCUCAUGUGUGAAUUGGGGAAUGAUGUCAUAAACAGAAUUUAUGAAGCCCGGAAUGAAAAAAUGGGAGUGAAGAAGCCGCAGUCCGGGAGCCAGAGGCAGGAGAAGGAAGCCUACAUCCGGGCCAAGUACGUGGAAAGGCGGUUUGUGGAAAGAGGCCCCUUCCCCUCCUCCUCCGAGGGUCCCGGCGUGAAAGCCCCGCCUCCUCCCGGCCAGGAAGCGAAAAGGCACAGCGGCCCCGAAAAGCCCCCCGGGGCCCCCGACGCUCUGCCUGCCUCUCCUCAAGUGCGAAGCAACGACAGCGGAUUCCAGCACAGCGCAGAGGACAGCAGGGAGCACCUGGCCUCCACCGUAUCCGCCAGUACCUUGUACGAGGGGGAGGCAGGAGGUGAGAAGCAGGAGGCCGCUGCCCCCGUUGACUCCCGGGGCUCAGUCACAGGGCUGCAGCUCUACCGGGCCUCCUACGAGAAGAAGCUCCCUCGGAUGGCGGAGGCCCUGGCCCACGGGGCAGCCGUGAACUGGGUCAACAUGGAGGAGAACAGGUCCACGCCUCUGAUCCAGGCAGUCCGUGGGGGCUCUCUGGUCAGCUGUGAGUUCCUGCUCCAGAACGGGGCCAACGUGAACCUCAGGGAUGCCCAGGGCAGAGGACCCCUGCACCACGCCACGGUCCUGGGCCACACCGGGCAAGUGUGUCUCUUCCUGAAACGAGGCGCCAACCAGCACGCCACCGACGAGGAAGGGAAAGACCCCCUGAGCGUGGCCGUGGAAGCGGCCAACGCGGACAUCGUGACGCUGCUGCGUUUGGCAAGAAUGAAUGAAGAGAUGCGGGAAUCCGAAGGGCUCUACGGCCAGCCAGGAGACGAGACCUACCAGGACAUCUUCCGUGACUUUUCACAAAUGGCUUCCAAUCACCCCGAGAAGCUGAAGCGUUUCCAGCCGCCAGGCGCACAGAAGCCCUGAGGGGGCCGGAGGGCAAAGAAGAGCAGGCAUCGAUAUUGCCCCACCCCCACCCCCCUGCAGAGCGGCACGUCUCCC